Messenger RNA from Brachypodium distachyon (stiff brome), 1532 nucleotides. Its product is annotated as probable carboxylesterase 15. Bases 183 to 1268 code for a protein of 361 amino acids. The transcript has a single exon. Gene Ontology annotation, molecular function: hydrolase activity. The record is from RefSeq and is a predicted model, not a curated record. Lineage: Eukaryota; Viridiplantae; Streptophyta; Magnoliopsida; Poales; Poaceae.
GAGCUCGGAUCCCCUUGCGGAAAUGGACGGCUGAAUCGGUGCCGGUACGGUGCCGGUACAUACCGGCACCGUUAUAUUCGCCGCUUUGUAUAUAAGACGGCUCCAGGUUGCUAGUAAACAUCAUCAACAACAUAUCCUUUCCUUCCUUGCCUCUCAGAGCACCCUACGCCUAAGAUCCGGACAUGCCAACCAUGCCGGCCGCCGGCGAGAGCCCGCGCGACGAUGACGUAGUCGUGGAGAACCUCUUCGGCCUCCUCCGCGUCCUCAGCGACGGCACCAUCGUCCGGUCGCCGGACCCGCCGGCGUUCUGCCCCAAGACGUUCCCCUCCGAGCACCCCUCGGUGCAGUGGAAGGAGGCCGUCUACGACAAGGCCCGCAACCUCCGCGUCCGCAUCUACAAGCCCACCAUGGCGGCCCAUGCCGAGAAGCAGAAGCAGAAGCUCCCCGUGCUGGUCUACUUCCACGGCGGUGGCUUCUGCCUGGGCUGCUGCACGUGGGCCAACACCCACAGCUUCUGCCUCCGCCUCGCCGCCGGCGCCGGCGCCCUCGUGCUCUCCGCCUGCUACCGCCUCGCCCCCGAGCACCCCCUCCCCGCUGCGCUCUACGACGCCGCCGCCCUCCUCACAUGGCUCUCCGCCCAACAACUACACUCCUCCGCCGCCGCCGGAGACGACAACGCGGACACGUGGAGCCUCGCGGAGGUCGCCGACUUCGGCCGAGUGUUCGUCACGGGCGACUCCGCCGGCGGCACCCUGGCGCACCACCUGGCCGUGAGCUCCGGCCCCGGCGGAAAAGCCGCCCUCGUCGUCAGAGACGACGUCACGGUCAACGUCAAGGGCUACGUGCUGCUGAUGCCGUUCUUCGGCGGCGAGAGGCGGCUGCCGUCGGAGGAGGCGGAGUCAACCCGGCUGAUGAACCGGGACACGCUGGACCGGUUCUGGCGGCUCGCGCUGCCGGCGGGGGCCACCAGGGACCACCCGCUGGCGAACCCGUUCGGGCCCGACAGCCCCGGGCUGGAGCCCGUGGCGCUCCCGCCGGUGCUCGUCGUGGCCGCCGGCCAAGACAUGCUGCGCGACCGCGUCGUCGACUAUGGCGAGCGGUUGAAGGCCAUGGGCAAGCCCGUGAAGCUCGUCGAGUUCGCCGGCGAGCCGCACGGGUUCUUCACGCUCGACCCCUGGAACCACGCCACCGGCGAGCUCACCCGCCUCGUCCGCCGCUUCGUCCACGACGACGACGACGUCGCGCCCAUGGCCAAGGCCGCCGCUUGAUUAAUUCCUCGGUUGUACGCGCGACGACACGUAUGCAUGUUGGAUCCAACGAGACGGUCAACGGCCGAGACCGUCUACAGUGUUUUCAGAAGUAGAACUGCGUCAAGAUCCGGGUUAUCUGCGUUGUUUUGUUUAGUUUUAUUUUGUCGAGUAAAACUAGCUUCCUGCUAUGGUAUGUCUAUGUGUAAAUUACGUGCAAUGACGUUGGCCAUUGAUAUAUGAUCUUCAGGUUAUAACUUUGGCAGCUAAGUUUUCACUGUAUUA